This is a messenger RNA of Paracoccidioides lutzii Pb01, 363 nucleotides long. RefSeq lists its product as hypothetical. The coding region runs from base 1 to 363 and encodes 120 amino acids. The record is from RefSeq and is a predicted model, not a curated record. The transcript has a single exon.
AUGGCGCUCGCGUUGCAAAUCCCAGUUCCUCUUCUGCUUAACGAGCAUCCACAGUCCGUCAGCUUGGAUCUCAAAGUCAAGAAUAUUGUUGAUUUCUUUCGACGAAACUGGAAAAAUGAUCAUAGGAUACGAAUGGAAUCCGUGUUCUCUGGGAAUUCCCCGCCAUAUAAUGAAUUUGGAUUCGCAGCUCCCGAGUUGAAUGCGAAGAUUGAAUUCUCUCAGGAUCUUGAAUUUAACCACCUUGUUGACUUCCUUCAACGGUACCAAAAUGAUGACCGUACAAUACGAAUGGAAUUUCCAUUCUCUGGGAAUCCCCUGCCAUUUAUGAAUUCGAAUUCGAAUUCGGGACGUCCCCUGGGUUGA